This is a messenger RNA of Sabethes cyaneus, 4338 nucleotides long. RefSeq names its product protein yippee-like (gene Ypel). The coding region runs from base 1743 to 2186 and encodes 147 amino acids. The transcript has 5 exons. The record is from RefSeq and is a predicted model, not a curated record. NCBI's taxonomy places the organism in Eukaryota, Metazoa, Arthropoda, Insecta, Diptera, Culicidae.
CAUGCUGUUUGGGUUUCCUCUGCUCUGUUUCUCGGACGGUGUGGGAAGAGAAAAAGUCAGACGAAACGCAGGGGAAAAGAGAACUCGGAAUGGUGGAAUGGACGGCAAUGGAAAGGGAAAUUCAGGUGAAUAGAACUGUGAAGCGCGGAACGUGGUGAGAAAAACUGGUUGAGCAGGUUUAUUGUGUUUCAUGUGUGUGAAUCGGAACGAAAUCGGCACUAGCUGGGCACUUAUUUGUUCGAAGCUUCGGCGGCGCUGGCACUGGCUGUUGGGGUUGAACACGCGCGAGAGUGUGUGUCGCGGUCUCGCGGACUACGUGCAAAGCAGAAGAGAAAGGGAAUCCUGUGGAGGUAAAGCUCGCUUUGCACACUGUCAUACGGAAAGCGCUGCUGGAGAGCUAAAGACUUUGGAGUUGACCAAACCGCCGAGGUGAAGUCAGUUGUAGUUUGGAGUUGGUAUGAUUAAGAUCUCCAGUUCGUAGAUACGACGGCGCCUUGUUUGGCUGAUAUUUAUACAGCAGCUGGUAGUGCUAGAAGUGAGACGACCUCCUGCCAAAUAGACUUUGGAAAGUAGGAACAUGCUGUGAGAAAGAAGUUACAUUCUCCGCAACGUGAAAACCGUCUUUAUGAGUGCUGCUGAGGUUAACAGCUAGCGAAGCGAAGAUUUUUUUGUUAGCCCUUUAGGCAAAGUUCACCCAUUUUGAGUUUUGGAAGAAUUGGCCAUUGCAGGAAUAUUAUUUUCUGCCAGAAGAUAAUCGAUGUGCGUGCCGGGAGUCGCUAAGCAAAAGGGAGAAAAUUAUACGAUACAAGCAAUCUAAGUAGUGAUUGUUUCCCAAGCGGGAAAAAAAGCGGAAGCGUACGAGAGGAGGCAGUGAAUGUAAAACGUGGAAGUUUUGCUUCUUUCGUAGUUUUGGUUCAAAAAGUUGAAACUCUUUAUUCGCUGAUCUCCGCUGGGAACGUGGUGAAGUGUGUUAUUUCUUCUUGGUGUAAGUGGCAGAGUGUGAAUCGGAAUACAGAAAACCCCCUGGUUCAUCGAACAAACAAGCAACUGCGAAUUGGCCGUCGUCCGAUUCAAAGUCGAAAGAGCCCGAAGCAGAAAACAAACGCCACCUAACAAUUUAGUGCUGUGGAAUCCCGAGCACCGUUGCACGGAAAGCUUUAGUUAUAAUUACACUUCCCUUAUUUGCUUUUGCCUGCUAAAAACGUCCAAGGUCUCCUGAAAACAGCAUUCAACUGCACAACGUUUACUCUGGCCAACGCAGCUGUGUACUUCAAGUUAACUUUUGCGCCCUAAGAUUUUCGAAGGCAAUUCCAACAACAACAACAACAAAUACGAAGUAAACAUCCACAAAUAAAUUCAUUAUCAGCAGCCAUAUAACAACAAUCCAAGAAACCCGAAAAAGUGCUUGUACUCGACCACGAGAAUUGUUGUAUUAAUUUGGGGCCGUCAGCAGAUCGAUAAAUUCCGUGUAGAACCAUUACAGCCAAAAGAUAACGGGGGAAAAAGGCAUAUAGAAUCGAGAAGUGCGAAACAUUUGGUUUGCUUCCACUGCUAUUUUCCGUUCAAACCGUGAGAGGAUAUUAGUCAUUACCGGACACAACCUUACACUACCGCAGCCACAGGUCCAAUGUUGGUGUAGCGUUACUCCUCGGCGGGAAUCGUUUGUACCACGCGUGGAGGGCUAUCGAAAAGGAGACACAAUUUGGAAGCAGCAGCCACCAGCAGCUGGAUCUCGAAGACGGAUGCACAUAUCCUUGUUUAACCUGCUGUUCGAAGAAGCGGCCAACGGAAGGCACGCAAACGGGCAAUCGUCGUCGUCGUCAUCGUCAGGAAGUGGCAAUAUGGUGAAAACGUUCCAAGCCUAUCUACCGCCAACCAACCGAACGUAUUCCUGUGUCCACUGUCGGGCGCAUCUAGCUAGUCACGAUGAGCUUAUAUCGAAAUCGUUCCAGGGAAGCCAGGGGCGGGCGUAUCUGUUCAAUUCAGUGGUCAACGUCGCUUGUGGCCAGGCUGAGGAACGCGUCCUACUAACAGGCUUACACGCCGUAGCCGACAUAUACUGCGAAUGCUGCAAAACACCUCUGGGAUGGAAAUACGAGCACGCUUUCGAAUCUAGCCAAAAAUACAAGGAGGGAAAGUACAUCAUAGAACUAGCUCACAUGAUCAAGGAAAACGGCUGGGAUUGAUUGCCGAGUCACUUCGAUAAACGCGUAAAUUAGAUUAGUGAAUUUACACAACACAGCCAGCAAAAAAAAAAAAUAACAUAGCAUGCGGAAGCCGGAGAGGUGCCACCGUGUCGGGCAUCGUCACCGUCGGUCCGCAGCAGAACAACGCGCAUCUACUUUCCAGUUACAGUCAGCCCGGGUGUCCUAACUCGGUCAACCAACGGCUUCUUCUGUCCAACCGAAAAUCAUCCUGUCGUCAUCCGUGUUGUCAUUUCCUAUCCGCAUUAAUAAUUUCUUUCAUUUUAACGUGUGUUCGUCCCCUAGUAGAGUCCAAUCAUCGUACGGCGUCGUCAUUUUUUACGAGCUUGAGUUUCUCUAUUGUUUUGAAAGUAGAUAUUGAAACAUUCUAGAGGUCCAUUCUUACUUUUUACCUGCGACAAACCACACGUACACAUUUUGAAAACAAUAUUUAGUUGAUAGCGAUGAUCUUAUCUCCUUCGAGUCCUAGGACUGACGGAAGGAAACAUUUACUUUUUUUCCUUUUAAGAUAGCGAGAAGAUUAACACUACUUUAUUGAUUAGUGAACAAAUCUGAACGAUCGAUUAGUGAGCGAGGGAAGAAGAUCACUGUGAACAAGAGAAUGCGUUUGUGCACUAUGGGUGGCGGGAUUGGAGGAGGGGUCACUGGUGGAGGACGGUCGUGUCCUUCCCACUGCUGUUGUCACCCUACUCGCAGAGGUGAAAUGCAAACGCAGGAAAGAGGAAAGUUGAAGAAAAGAAAGAAAAACGUACGCGAGAGAGAAUAUGCGAGAGUGAUAUUAGUUUUACGAAUGUUUCAAGUGAGAUAACAUUUAUGAAGAUUCGUAUUUUAGUCGAAAUAUAUACACGUCUAAGAGUCUAGAUUUAGUUUUGUGAAAGGAGAAAAAAACUAAACUGAAUGAAGGAAGACACACAUACACUUAUGGUUUUAUAAAUCAGAAGUAAGAUAGUGCGAUGGUACGUACGAAUGCAAAGAACACAGCCUGAGCAGUACUGUUACUUUCAGUUUCAGUUUUUUUUGAUAGCGAAUGUGAUCAAUAUAAUAUUACAGUUAUAAUGUAUUUUUUUAAAUAAAACAAACUAUUUUAAUAUACGUAUCUGUGUUUCUUUUGGUUCUGUUCAGCCAACUGAAGGCCGCUGCUUGAACAUGGCUAGCCCAGUUCAAGUUCAGUUGAAUCAUCCCAAAAACACAAACCAGAAAACAAGAAAAAACGUAUAACAUAAUAAGCAUUUUACUGCCAACGAUUUAAAUGAAAAAAAAAAAAUAACAUAGAAACAACAGUAAUAGAACUAAAACCUCAAACUUCACUUUCAUAAAUAUAAAAUCAAUUGUACCGGGCAAACAAAAAAACAAACGUGGAAAAAAACGUUUAAUUCGAUUCGAUAGCGAUUUAUACGCGGAUCUCCGUGAAACGGGCGAGCAUGCGAUAACGUUACGCAAGCAAGCAACCGAGUACUCGUAAGAUUACUAAAUAGUGAUAGUUAUUAAAACCAGCAGCAACCAGAGGAAGAAAAAAACAAAACCUACAAAAAAAACAGAAACGAUCGAAACAAUCCGCUUAGAACCGGCGAAGUAAACACACUGCUACAACUCAGUAAUUGCAGAAAAUGCGCAAAUCCGCAGCGACGAGUACCGCGUAAAUCCAUCUCUCGCUCUGCGUGAUGCUGGUGUAAAUUGCGAAAAACCCGCAUACCCCCCAAUAAUAACAACACAACCCAUUUGAUUCUGCAUCGACGGAAAAGCGUCUAUAGGUACCUAUAAUCUAUAAUAGCGAACAGUUUUUUGUUUUAUUUCGAGCUUGUAUGCUUCGACUUGUGAUAAAUCCAGAGCAAAGAGCAAACAAAAAAUAACGACGGUCGAACAAGCUGAAUCGAUGGUAUCGAAUGAGCGAGCAAGCGGAGAUGUGACGCUAUUCUGCUGAUGUUAUCCUUGAAGUAACUUGCGAUGACGUGCGAGCAUGUUUGAUAGAGUAAUUGGUAAUCUUAAACUUAUCCAAUGUUUCCGAGGAAACCGAUAAUUGAAUUUUUCGGACUGAUCGUCCUUAAUUAGAAGAGAUGUUGAACAUAUGGGCUAUUUUUUGGUGGUGUUUCGUGGCGCCAAGUAAUGAGGGAUAAAAGCAUUAUUUAUCAUCCAA